AUCAGAAGCAGUCAUUUAAAAGGCAGUGAUAGCAGAACACAUAUUUUGUAAUUAACUACUUGAUAUGAUAAAGUCCUAUCCUGAGGUUUGAUUAUGUCCGUAGUUGACUCAAUUGCUCGACACAGGUACGCUACUAACUACUGAAUUAACUCGGCAGAAUCUAAGGCAAUGAAUUUAUCUAUGUAACAACACGGACUGGUUCACAAUUCUUGUUUUAGAAUAUAUGGAAAAGUGAUAGAAAUGGUAGCAUACAACAGCUGUCUUCGCUGCAGCUAUUCUCUUGAAGACUAUCCAAAGGUACCAAUACUUCAGUCGACCCUUAUUGCUUUACUGAUAUUGCCAACCAUUAUUGGGAACCUACUGGUUAUUAUUCUCAUUCGGAAAUUUCGCAAUCUGCAUACUAGGACAUCAGUGCUACUGUUAAAUCUGUCGAUAGCAGACUGCGGCGUAGGAAUAUUUGUGACGCCUUUCGCUUUUCUUAACAGUCUGUCCACCUCGAUUGAUGAAUUAAAUAGCGCAACUGUUCUUUGCAAAAUUAGUGGUGUGCUCAACUUCACCUUCUGUCUCGCCAGUAUCUCUACCCUGACUGCAAUCUCCAUAGAACGUUACUAUGCAAUAACUCAACCACUUUACUAUCACAAAAUUGUGACAAGACAGAAAAUGACUUUGGCGUUAAUCUUUACCUGGACAUACUCUUUUAUUUGGUCAAUAAUCCCCUUUGGGAUUAGUGACCAAAAUUAUGUAUUCUUUCAAGAUAAUUAUGUCUGUAUUCUAGACUUUGCAUAUUUAAAAAUAUUCUCAAGCCUACUUUCUUUAUUUUGCUUUAUGAUACCACUGAUCAUAAUUACAUUUUGUUACCUUUCAAUAUAUAAAAUUGCAAGGAAGCAACUAAAACAGAUCCAUGAUAUAGAGACAGCUGUUAACCGGCGAAACACAGAAAGCAGCUUUCAAGUAGAAAUCUCUGAAUUAAGUUGUAAUAGCAGGGUCGAAAACAGAGAACAAGGUGAACGUCGUCGCAGCUCGCGAUUUAUAAUGCUGAAAUCACGCAAGAGUAAUCAAAUGAAAUCAAAUAAAACAAUCAAAGAUCUUAAGGCUGCGUUCACACUGUUCAUCAUCAUGGCAAUCUACAUCGCAGGAUGGCUACCGUAUAAUUUAGGAAUUGCAUGUCAUGUGAUAGAAACCUGUAAAUGGCAAUGUUCUUAUUACCGUGUCUCAACGAUACUUGUUUUUGCAAGUUCAAUGUGCAACCCGAUCGUCUAUAUUAUACGCUUUAAGCAAUAUCGUAAAUACCUUAAAAGGUUAUUUAGAUGCAGGGAGAGGAACAGGUCGAUUGCUGUGAUUGAGUUGAAUGAAGGGAUCUACUAACACAAGGCAUUCAUCAAGUUUUAUUGGAUGUUUAUAGUAACUUUAAUGUAUUAAUUGACAACGGUUUACAAUAAAAUGAGGCAUGUCGUAGCGAAAUGGUUAAGUUGUCGCACAGGCCAGUAUUGAGUAAAUGAGCUAUCAAAUAUGGUAGCUGAAAAAAUUCCCUAAAAAUCCAAAUAUUUUUUUCACUAUAAAUCAACAGUUUAAUGUUUUAUUAAUCAUGUCCCAAAGUAUUAGUUCUGAAGUGGUCAACAAAUUGUUUAUUUAAUGUUACAUAGU
Messenger RNA from Anneissia japonica, 1644 nucleotides. Its product is annotated as beta-2 adrenergic receptor-like. NCBI's taxonomy places the organism in Eukaryota, Metazoa, Echinodermata, Crinoidea, Comatulida, Comatulidae. The record is from RefSeq and is a predicted model, not a curated record. Gene Ontology annotation, biological process: G protein-coupled receptor signaling pathway. The transcript is spliced from 2 exons. Gene Ontology annotation, cellular component: membrane. Gene Ontology annotation, molecular function: G protein-coupled receptor activity. Bases 241 to 1365 code for a protein of 374 amino acids.